Salvia miltiorrhiza (redroot sage) is the source of this 560-nucleotide messenger RNA. RefSeq lists its product as uncharacterized. The transcript is spliced from 2 exons. NCBI's taxonomy places the organism in Eukaryota, Viridiplantae, Streptophyta, Magnoliopsida, Lamiales, Lamiaceae. The record is from RefSeq and is a predicted model, not a curated record. The coding region runs from base 191 to 550 and encodes 119 amino acids.
GGUACAGUCGCCUCCGUCUCCUUCGCGUGCCACUGCCGCCUCCGCCGUGGCCAAGCACGGCGCCGCCUGGUCGUCCCCAGCCUUGGAACAGGGUGGCAGAGACCUCUCCGCCGCUGCAUGUGCCUUCUCCGGCCGUUGUGAAAAGCCGAGCGUCGCCGCGCCGCUUCCCCUGUUCUCCGCCGUCUCCGCCAUGGCCGGAAUCGUGGUGGAUGGCCGAGCCUUGCCUCGCCGUGAAGAACCGCCGUUCGUGUCGCUGCGCCGCUGCUUCCGCCGCGUCGCCGGAAAAGAUAAGUCUCUCCCCCUUUUUCCCGUAUCUCUCUCUCUUUUUUUUAUUUUUACAGAAGCCCUAACCAUCUCUCUCUCUACCCUCUUCUCUCUCGUUUUGGCAGGACAAGGGCUAGCGGCUGUGCCGCCGCCGCCGUCGCCGACCGUGAGCAGCCCCCGGCUGCUCUCACCUCUUUCCCCAUUUUCGGACAUACACAGAAGGCAAAGACACAAGAACCCCCAAAUUCCAGUCACACGCACAAAAGCAAAAUUAGGGUUUUAUUAAUCUGUUCUUU